This is a messenger RNA of Colletotrichum chrysophilum, 1560 nucleotides long. RefSeq lists its product as uncharacterized. Bases 1 to 1560 code for a protein of 519 amino acids. The transcript has 2 exons. NCBI's taxonomy places the organism in Eukaryota, Fungi, Ascomycota, Sordariomycetes, Glomerellales, Glomerellaceae. Gene Ontology annotation, molecular function: heme binding; iron ion binding; oxidoreductase activity, acting on paired donors, with incorporation or reduction of molecular oxygen. The record is from RefSeq and is a predicted model, not a curated record.
AUGCUGCGGGAGGUCAGCGUCACUAGGGAGCUCAAUGUGUGGCUACUCAAGCAGGUGAACACCCUGCAGACACCCCUAUCCCAGGUGUUUGUGGAUCCCUUUUCGAAGCCCUGGGUACUUCUCGCCGACGCCAUCGAAGCCCAGGAUGUCAUGAUGCGGCGGCCCGAGUUCGACCGGUCGGACUUUAUCACCGACGGGCUGGGCCCGGUGGGCGCCUUUCAUGCCCGGAUGAAGAGGGGCCAGACUUGGAAGCAAACGAGAGCCUGGCUGCAGGAUCUCAUGAGUCCCAGCUUUCUGAAUGGAACGGUCGGCCCCGUCAUGUACGACAAUGCGCUCCAUCUCGUCCAUUUCUGGGAGACGAAAGCCCGCUUGGGCAGUGGACGACCGUUUGACGUCAACGAGGAUCUGAAUCACAACGCUCUCGAUGGCAUGCUCUCCUUCGUGUUUGACAAGCACUUUGCGCACACUGCUCUGGGUCCCCAAUUCAAGGCUCUCUCUCAGCUAGACCCCUCAAGCAUCGAGAUCGGACCAGACGGAGAGGCCAGAUUUCCCGAGGCACCGGUUCAUGAGUUCAUUUCUGCACUUUAUGAAACGGUUGAAGGCAUCGACGAAGUAACCAAGUCUAUGCUCCCGUGGCUGAAGACAUGGUGGAUCAACCAGACACCAAAGUUUAGGAAGCUAGUAGCAGUGAAGAGACAAGUUGUGCGAGAGCAAAUCCAAGGCUCUCUUGGGAGGUUAGAUGAGACGGGAGAAGCCAAGACGGCAGUGGAAUACAUGUUGAUGCGUGAGAAGAGGACUGCAGAAAAAGAGGGCCGCAAGCCUGAUUUCGAGAAUCCAAUUUUGAUGGACGAGAUUGCAGGACAGUUCAUAGCUGGCUUACACACGACCAGCACGACGCUCGCCUGGACAUUCAUUUACUUGACUCGGCUACCAGAAGUACAAACCAAGCUACGGCAUGCGCUGCAUACGGCCUACUCCGAUGCGCACAAUCAAUCUCGGACGCCCACGCUAGCCGAACUGAACAAGACGCGGGUGCCCUAUCUUGAAGCUGUGCUGGAGGAAGCGCUCCGACUGCAUGCCACCAGCGUAGCACGGCAAGCCACCCGCGACACGGAGGUAUUCGGUCAUCGCAUCCCCAAGGGCACAAACGUGGUCAUGGUCGCCAACGGCCCGGGCUUCCAUGCCCCAUCGUUUGACGUGGACCCUAACCGGCGCAAUGCAACGGCCAAGACGACAGUGGGCUGGGAUGAGGGGCGAGACAUGAAGGCGUUCGACCCAGAGCGAUGGCUCAUACGCGGGGAAGUCGAUGGAGCCGUGGAGUUCAACGCAAACGCAGCACCACAAAUCGCCUUUGGUAUGGGUCCUCGCAGCUGUUGGGGUCGCCGACUGGCGUAUCUAGAACUGCGCAUGGUUACGACUCUUGUGGUGUGGACAUUUGACCUGCUGGAGGUCAGCCCAUCGCUUGCCGAUCCCAAGGCUAGUUACGGAAUAGUCCACAGAGCGGAUCGGUGCUUUUUGAGACUCGGACCCCGGGUGAAUAUUCAGAUGAAUGAGGAGUAA